AUGUGUGGGGAGCUGUCAUACAACAAUAGCCUCACAUCUGUACAAACUGAAACAUCUUUUGGUUACAGCCAUAAAACGUUUGCAACUACCUGUGAUGUUUGUGGAAGUACGUAUACGUCUGCUGGAGAUAAUGCCACUAAUAAUGCACAGAAAUGCACUGCCCUUGUGACAUAUUUGACCUGUCUGGAGGGGUCAGGGAAAGGUGACGACGGGUGUCCGCUGCAACCUGCAAAUGCUGCCGCCAUAGAGACUGAUUUCACCUCAGCUAAUUGUAGUACGGAGGCAGAUUUUACGAACACCUGUAUAUGUCAGAAAGACUUCUGGAAGACGAAUCAAAAUACUAAUGCUACCAAGUGCAGCGCCACCACUGCUUACAUUGCGUGCUUGAAGUGGAAGACAAAGAAGGCCUGUGAUGGUUCCACUACUGUAACAGCUCUGGCUACUGGCGUAGAGACCAGGAUAAAAGAUCUGGGAAGCACAGCCUGUCCUGUCACCCCCACCUGCCAAUGUGAGAUUAAUGCUACUAAAGCAGACAUUGCCAGUGAUGCCAAAAUGUGCACUGUACUGACCACUCUGAAGACCUGUCUUUCAGCCAUCAACACCACUGACGAGCUCGGGUGUGCCACUGACACACAGGCAACCCUUUUAAAUGACACUAACACCAAGAUAGCCACGUGUGCCGCGGAUCACGUGACCUUUGCGAUGACGUCACUGUUCGUCUCAGUUCUUGUAAACAUGUUCCUGUAACGGCCAUCGAUACUGGUUUAUGAAACUCCUGUUUGUUCUAAGUUACUGUUAGUGAUAGGGUGUUAUCCAUUUUCAAUCACCUCUUUAAUUUGUUAUUGGUUAAAACUAAUUUAACGAUAUGUUUCCUAAACAUGUUCAGUUGUCAAUGAAAAAAGGGCUGACUGAUUUGAGUCUCCACAUGAAGAUAUUUUCAAUGAGGAUUAAAAAUUGUUUGUGUGGCAGCUAUGUAUGACGUGGGCUACACAUUAUUCAUGUUACCACCGACGAACAAUAUAGGGUCAUAUAAAUCCUGUGAUAUGCCUGAAUGUGCAUCUUUGGUUCGGAUUUAGGCAAACUAUGCACCUUUCAUGUUGUUGUUCCAGUCAUGAUAAUCUGUAGGAUACUCACAUGAAUCAGCCCACGUGUUCCGUACCAUAAUGACGUGUUGACGUAAUCCUUGUUGAUUGUUCCGCUGAAAUAAACGGUACUGUUCACGAA
Molecule: messenger RNA, 1224 nt
Organism: Haliotis rufescens (red abalone)
Lineage: Eukaryota; Metazoa; Mollusca; Gastropoda; Lepetellida; Haliotidae
Exons: 8
Coding region: 1-747 (248 amino acids)
Source: RefSeq, a predicted model, not a curated record